AUGGGCCUCGCUGAUGAUGCUCAGCACGAAUUGCUGACUUACUUCAUUUUAGCCAAAGAAUAUGGCCUGAUGAGAAUCGUCGACGACCCUACAAAAUGCGCGUGGCUGGCGAAUGGACACUCACUGGAGCAUUAUUUGAUACGCCAUCAGGACACAGUAGAGUACCGAAAAAAGAUUCGCCUUCUAAAAGUUCGUAUGCUGGAUGGCUCCGUGAAAACGAUUCCAGUGGAUGAGAGCCAACCAGUCGGGCAACUAAUGGUUGGCGUAUGCACGAAAAUAGGUAUCUCCAACUACGAAGAGUAUAGUUUGGUUCGCGCGACAGAACCAGAUGCACGAGGAUCUAUGAUGAAUCUAAAAGACGAUCGAUCUCGUAUUAAUGAUGGAGAAAAGGGAAAGGGAAUGAUGGGCACCCUUGGCAGAAAGAAAGAGCAGAAACUCGAACAACUACGGCAAAAACUGCAUACUGAUGAAGAGAUGGCUUGGGUGGAUCACAGUAAAACGUUGAGAGAGCAGGGUAUCGGAGAGGAUGAGACACUGCUUCUACGACGAAAAUACUUUUUCAGCGAUACAAACGUAGACAGCCGUGAUCCUGUGCAACUGAAUCUGCUUUAUGUGCAAUGCCGUGAUGGAAUACUUCGACAGUAUCUGAAAACAAUAGCAAUCUAUAUUUUUCUAGAGAAAUUAUGUGGAAAGAACAAACUCGUACCACGUCUUCUCGGUGUGAACAAAGAGUGUGUGAUGCGUGUCGACGAGAAGACGAAAGAUGUACUGAAAGAAUGGCCGCUGGAGCAAGUUCGUCGAUGGAACACCUCACCGAGAACAUUCACCUUGGACUUCGGUGACUACCAGGAUGGCUACUACUCCGUGCAAACUUCCGAUGGUGAGAAGAUUGGUCAGCUGAUCGCUGGCUACAUUGACAUUAUCGUGAAAAAGAAGGCAAUGCGUGAUCAUCUUGGAAUUGAGGGAGAUGAAGGUUCCACUAUGCUUGAAGAUGUGGUAGCCCCGGCUAAAGCGACAUUGGCUCAACGUCUUCAUAUUCUUGACACCUAUGAGCAUCCACAACGUGCAUUGGUUGGCACAAUCGAAGCGACGAUCAAAUCGGUGGCGGAAGCGGAAGAGGAGCUGGAACGUGAGCCGCACAUUGAACUGCCACGAUUCCAUGACGAUUAUUCGAAAAGGAAAUGGGUUGAUGAACAAGUCACCAUCAAUAAGGAGAAUGUUAACGAGCGUUUGGCUGCUAUGGGAGCCGCCACUGCUCAGGUGGUGCAAUGGACAGCAGUACAGGAAGAGUAUGAUGAUCGCGUUGGAACCGCCAUUGCAACCAUUGGUUCAAAUCUUCCGGAUGUUGGAAGGAAUGUUCGUGAUUUGGCACAAUUUAUGCCUGAAAGAAGAAGGUAA
Molecule: messenger RNA, 1398 nt
Organism: Strongylus vulgaris
Lineage: Eukaryota; Metazoa; Nematoda; Chromadorea; Rhabditida; Strongylidae
Source: the annotation of a GenBank genome assembly